AUGGCAAUAGUAAAGGAAGACGUAUCUGGCGGCUACGAUGUAUCGUUUGUAGAUUCACUUGAGAAAGACUACGAAUGUCCCAUUUGUCUGUUGGCUGUGAGAGAUCCAGUCCAGACUCCAUGCGGACACUCUUUCUGCAAGACUUGUUUCGACCAAGUAGCAGAACGACAAGGGAGGGGACGUGAAGUGGAAUGUCCGUUGGAUAAGGAAAAACUGGCUACAUCCGAGGUGUUCAAUGAUAUGAAAGUAAGGAGGAAAGUGCUGUCUCUUAAAGUCAAAUGUACUAACAAGUCAUCAGAUUCUGCAGAAGUGUGUGAAUGGAUAAGAGAGCUGAACUACUUGCAGGAUCACCAUAACGAGUGCAGGUUUGAGAUUGUCGGAUGUCCCAAAGAUUGUGGUAACAUCAUGCAACGAUGUGAUGUUACCAAUCACACGAUAUUUACAUGCCCUCGACGUCUUGUGACUUGUGGCAGCUGCAACAUGGAAGUUGAAAUGCGUGAUAUGGAGCAACACAAUAGUUUCUGUCCAAAGUUCUCUAUCAAUUGCAUGUUGGGAUGUGGAAAGAAAGUGGAAAGAAUAGACGGACAACUAGCUGACUGCUAG
This is a messenger RNA of Corticium candelabrum, 603 nucleotides long. RefSeq names its product TNF receptor-associated factor 6-like. Lineage: Eukaryota; Metazoa; Porifera; Homoscleromorpha; Homosclerophorida; Plakinidae. Gene Ontology annotation, molecular function: zinc ion binding. Gene Ontology annotation, biological process: tumor necrosis factor-mediated signaling pathway; protein K63-linked ubiquitination. The transcript is spliced from 6 exons. The record is from RefSeq and is a predicted model, not a curated record. Bases 1 to 603 code for a protein of 200 amino acids.